UUAUAAGCACAUUGGUGGCCUCUCAUGCGUGAGUUUGCGUGUUACUGUUUUUCUCAGUUGGGUAUCGAUAGGAAUCCGAGUUCGCAGCCAUGGCAAUCGAGGCAUGGUUCAUGGACAACACCGAGGAAGACAAAAGACUCCCUCAUCGUCCCAACCCCAACGAACUUGUUCCGCUCGACCAGUUGGCAGAAUUGGGAGUGCUGUACUGGCAUCUGAACCCAAAAGAUUAUGAGAACGAUGAAGAGCUUCGCAGCAUUAGAGAAGCCAGGGGUUACAAUUACAUGGAUCUGCUUGACAUAUGCCCAGAAAAGUUGGACAACUACAACGAGAAGCUGAAAAACUUCUAUACAGAACAUAUACAUGCCGAUGAAGAAAUUCGCUAUUGCUUGGAAGGAAGUGGUUACUUUGAUGUCAGAAACAAGGAUGACUGUUGGAUUCGAAUUUGGAUUAAGGCCGGUGAUCUUAUAAUUUUACCAGGAGGGAUUUACCACAGGUUCACCUUAGACACCAGCAACUACAUCAAGUUGAUGAGGCUGUUUAUAGGAGAGCCUGUGUGGACAGCGUAUAACAGGCCACAGGAUGAUCAUCCAGCUAGGAAGGACUACAUCAAGAGCUUGACUGAGAAAGCGGGAUUUCCAUUGGAAGCUCAUUGAGGCUCUUUCUUGACUGGUACUAAAUGAGUCUAUAUGUAUAUGUUGUGUACUUGUAAUUGAUCAAUGUAUUAGAAGUUUAAGAGCUGAUUUGCCAUGUGUACUAUAUCCAUUUAUAUGUA
Morus notabilis is the source of this 772-nucleotide messenger RNA. RefSeq names its product 1,2-dihydroxy-3-keto-5-methylthiopentene dioxygenase 1-like. The coding region runs from base 90 to 653 and encodes 187 amino acids. Gene Ontology annotation, molecular function: acireductone dioxygenase [iron(II)-requiring] activity. The transcript is spliced from 5 exons. The record is from RefSeq and is a predicted model, not a curated record. Lineage: Eukaryota; Viridiplantae; Streptophyta; Magnoliopsida; Rosales; Moraceae.